Messenger RNA from Spinacia oleracea (spinach), 1448 nucleotides. RefSeq names its product lipid phosphate phosphatase 2. Gene Ontology annotation, biological process: phospholipid dephosphorylation; phospholipid metabolic process. Bases 242 to 1204 code for a protein of 320 amino acids. The transcript is spliced from 8 exons. Gene Ontology annotation, molecular function: phosphatidate phosphatase activity. Gene Ontology annotation, cellular component: membrane. The record is from RefSeq and is a predicted model, not a curated record. Lineage: Eukaryota; Viridiplantae; Streptophyta; Magnoliopsida; Caryophyllales; Amaranthaceae.
ACACACUCAUGAUUUUUUUUUAUCUCACCAAAUAGUGUAGUAAAUUCUCAUGAGAUUUUUGGUUUUCCUCACCAUUGGGAGUGCUCUUAUCUCUCUAAUUGAAGUCACUUUAUCAGUAGAUUAGUGGGUAAAUUCCAGAAACUAUAAUCCUUUUCUUAUCCACCCAUUUAGUUUUUUCGUACUAAUUUUUUCACUAAUUCUGGAGCGGAACUCAUCAGUUCUUCAUCAUUUGUUGGUGAAUAUGCCAGAAAUUCAACUUGGUGCUCACACCUUGAGGUCACAUGGCGUGCAAGUGGCUAGAAUACAUAUGCAUGAUUGGCUUAUUCUUUUCCUUCUAGUGGGAAUUGAUAUUGUACUGAAUGUUAUCGAGCCGUUUCAUCGAUAUGUGGGGAAAGACAUGAUGGAAGAUCUCAUGUAUCCUCUGAAAGAAAAUACCGUUCCUUUUUGGGCCGUCCCGAUUAUUGCGAUCUUGUUGCCUUUCUGUGUCAUUCUUAUCUACUAUUUUUUUCGUAAGGAUGUCUAUGAUUUCCAUCAAGCAACUCUUGGUCUCCUGUUUUCUGUGCUUAUAACUUCUGUCAUAACUGAUGCAAUUAAAGAUGGAGUUGGUAGACCUCGUCCUGAUUUCUAUUGGCGUUGUUUUCCUGAUAAUAUACCUAAGUUUCAUAAUAUCACUGGAGAUGUUGCGUGCACUGGUUUUAAGAGUGUCAUCAAAGAAGGACAUAAAAGCUUUCCAAGUGGGCAUACUUCAUGGUCUUUUGCAGGCCUUAGUUUUCUAGCGUGGUACUUGUCAGGGAAAAUUAGGUGUUUUGAUCGAAGGGGCCAUGUUGCAAAACUUUGCAUUGUCUUUUUACCAAUACUUUUUGCUGCGAUGGUGGGAGUUUCUCGUGUUGAUGAUUACUGGCAUCACUGGCAAGAUGUCUUUACAGGUGGUUUGAUAGGUUUAGUGAUGGCUUCAUUCUGUUACUUACAGUUCUUUCCGGCACCAUAUGAUGUAGAUGGUUGGGGGCCACAUUCAUACUUCCACAUGCUAGAGGAGUCAAGAAAUGGUGUUCAACUUCCAAGUACCAAUAACGAUGCACUUGGUGUUCAUCCUACAGAGCUGGAAAGCGUACAUGUUGAGUCCCAACAUGGUUCAGAUAGGUCUUAUUAUCGUCGAGAUUCAAGGCUAAAUCGAGAUGAAAGGGAAAGUGGAAUAAGUCAAUGACCCACUUUUCUGUCAAGUGUAUAAAUCAAUGAAGCACUUUUCAUGGCUGUAUUUAGGUUCAUUUAGGCUAACAUAGAUUCUCCACUUCUGCCUCAGACACGAAGAAAGAAAGUCUUAAUAGGAGGAUAGCUUCAUAUUGUUUCGUAGUGUAUAUGAUUUCAUAUUGUUUGGUCGACUGAUUUAUUGGCCAAUAUCUGCAUGAAUCAGGAAUCUCGGUGUAGUAUUUAGCAUUUAGCAUUUAGCA